CUCUCCCCAGGCCUGUGGGUCUCCAUUGACCAGCUCCUGCCCACACUCCUGCCAGCUGCCCUGACCAGAGCCAUCAUGCCACUUGAACAGAGGAAUCAGCACUGCAAGCCUGAGGAAGGCCUUGAGGCUGAAAAAGAAGCCCUGGGCCUGGUGGGUGCGCAGGCUCCUGCUACUGAGGAGCAGGAGGCUGCUGCCUCCUCCUCCACUCUAGUGGAAGUCACCCUGGGGGAGGUGCCUGCUCGGGUCGCCGGGUCACCGGGUCCUCCCCAGGGUCCUCAGGGAGCCUCCACCUUCCUCACUACUGUCAACUACACUCUCUGGAGCCAAUCUGAUGGGUGCUCCAGCAACCAAGUAGAGGAGGGGCCAAGCACCUCUCCUGACCUGGAGUCAAUGUUCCUAGCAGCACUCACUAGGAAGGUGGCUGAGUUGGUUAAUUUUCUGCUCCUCAAGUAUCAAGCCAGCGAGCUGGUCGCAAAGGCAGAAAUGCUAGAGUGUGUCAUUCCAGAUUGCAUGUACUUCUUCCCUGUGAUCUUCCGCAAAGCGUCUGAUUCCUUGCAGCUGAUCUUUGGCAUCGAUGUGAUGGAAGUCGACCCCACCUGCCACUUAUACAUCCUUGUCACCUGCCUGGGCCUCUCCUAUGAUGGCCUGCUGAGCGAUGAUCAGAUCAUGCCCAAGACAGGCCUCCUGAUACUUGUCCUGGGCAUGAUCGCAACAGAGGGUGAUUGCGCUCCUGAGGAGAAAAUCUGGGAGGAGCCGAGUGCGAUGGAGGUGUUUGAUGGGAGAGAGCACAGUGUCUUUGCAGAGCCCAGGAAGCUGCUCACCCAAGAUUUGAUGCAGGAAAACUACCUGGAGUACCGGCAGGUGCCUGGCAGUGAUCCUGCAUGCUACGAGUUCCUGUGGGGCCCAAGGGCCCGCCUUGAAACCAGCUACAUGAAAGUCCUGCAGCAUAUGCUAAGUAUCAGUGGAGGACGUCACAUUUCCUACUCAUCCCUGCAUGAAUUGGCUUUGAGAGAGGGGGAAGAGUGAGUCUGAGCACGAGUUGCAGCCAGGGUCAGUGGGAGGGGGGCUGGGCCAGUACACCUUCCAGGGCCCCGUCCAGUAGCUUCCCCUGCCUUGUGUGGCAUGAGGCCCAUUCUUCACUCUUUGAAGAGUGAAGUCAGUGUUCUUAAUAGUGGGUUUCUGUUCUUGGAGAUUUAUUUUUGUUUCCUAUUGGAAUUGUUCAAAUGUUCCUUUUAGUGGAUGGUUGAAUGAACUUCAGCAUCCAAGUUUUUGAAUGACAGUAGUCACACAUAGUGCUGUUUGUAUAGUUUAGAAGAGUCUUGUUCUUUAUUCGGAUUGGGAAAUCCAUUCAGUUUUGUGAAUUGUGACAUAAUAACAGCAGUGGAAUAAGUAUUUACUUAGAACUGUGAACGAAUUAACAGUAAAAUAAGUGAGAUAAAGAACUAAAGAAAUUAAAAGAUAGAUAAUUUUUGCCUUAUACUUCAGUCUAUUCUGUAAAAUUAAAAAGAAAAUAUGCAUACCUGGAUUUACUUGGCUUCUUUGAGAAUGUAAGAGAAAUGAAACCUGAAUAAAGAAUUCUUCCUGUUCA
Molecule: messenger RNA, 1588 nt
Organism: Saimiri boliviensis boliviensis (Bolivian squirrel monkey)
Lineage: Eukaryota; Metazoa; Chordata; Mammalia; Primates; Cebidae
Product: melanoma-associated antigen 2-like
Biological process (GO): negative regulation of transcription by RNA polymerase II
Cellular component (GO): nucleus
Molecular function (GO): histone deacetylase binding
Source: RefSeq, a predicted model, not a curated record